AUGAUUUCUACUUGCGUAUCAACAUCAUCCUCAUUCGACGAACAGAUGAUGCAAGAAGUGUUGGAUCAAACAAUCGAGGACACAUGCCGAAAUUUUGGUCUGCUGUCCCCAUACAAUAAUGAUCUCACUCGAGGAGACCAGGAAGUACAAAAUUCAGAACAAAAUCUGAAAGUGUUGAACACCAUAGAAGAUUUGACAGUUGACGAGGAUUGUGGAAUGACAUAUGACGGAAUGAUCUGCAAAGAGAGAGCGAAAAAGUUCCCGACGUCCUACUAUCACGUCGAAGAGAUGAAUAAAGGACUAGUCGGUUACGCUCCUCGCCUGGCAAAAAUUCCAUCGCAGUAUCAACUUGAAUCAUUGACUGAGUUGUACAUGUGCGGUUAUCCUUCGAUGAACAAAUGGCAGGAUUGCUUUGGACACUUAUCCCGAGGCUAA
Cylicocyclus nassatus is the source of this 435-nucleotide messenger RNA. NCBI's taxonomy places the organism in Eukaryota, Metazoa, Nematoda, Chromadorea, Rhabditida, Strongylidae. The record is from the annotation of a GenBank genome assembly.